UCAUUCUGGACCAACGUCACGGUGCUGGCCCCGCCCCUUUGCCAGCCGUCGUCUGGAGCCGGGCGGGUAAACCAGCCGCAGAGCGGACGCAGAACCCGGUCUGCCACAAUGCUGCGGCACAGGGCUGUGAUCUCACGUCUCCGACAGGCCUGCAGGCUCCAGUCAGUCCCCUCAAGGCUCUGCAUUCAGGCCUGCUCUACAAAUGAUUCACUUCAGCCCCAGUGCCCCAGCCUUGCCUUCUCUGGUGAUAACUCCAGCCCUAGGGGAUGGAGAGUCAUGGGGACUCUGCUAGGCCUUGGUGCAGUGUUGGCCUAUCAUGACCACCGGUGCAGGGCUGCUGAGAAGUCACCACACAUAUACACAAGAGAGGAAGUGAGAUCUCACAGCAGCCCUGAGACUAGGAUCUGGGUGACUCUGGGCUGUGAGGUGUUUGAUGUUACAGAAUUUGUGGACCUACACCCAGGAGGGGCAUCAAAGCUGAUGCUAGCAGCAGGGGGUCCUCUAGAGCCCUUCUGGGCCCUCUAUGCCGUUCAUGACCAGCCCCAUGUACGUGAGAUACUGGCUCAGUACAAGGUCGGGGAGCUGAGCCCUGAAGACAAGGCACCCUCCACUUUGCAGACCUCUGACCCUUACGCUGAUGAUCCUAUACGUCACCCAGCCCUGAAGGUCAAUAGCCAGCGCCCCUUUAAUGCAGAGCCCCCCCCUGAACUGCUGACAGAAAACUAUAUCACACCUAACCCUAUCUUCUUCACCCGGAACCAUCUGCCUGUACCUAACCUGGACCGAGAAACCUAUCGCCUGCAUGUAGUAGGGCCACCUGGGUGUCAGUCACUGUUCCUAUCCCUGGAUGACUUGUACCAGUUCCCUAAGCACGAGAUCACAGUCACUCUUCAGUGCGCCGGCAACCGACGCUCUGAGAUGACUCGGUUCAAAGAAGUAAAAGGUCUGGCGUGGAAUACUGGGGCCAUUAGCACUGCAUGCUGGGCUGGGGCACGCCUCUGUGAUGUGUUAGCCAAGGCUGGUCACCAGCUCUGUGAAACUGAGGCCCACGUGUGCUUUGAGGGACUGGACUCAGACCCCACAGGGACUGCCUACGGAGCAUCCAUCCCUCUGGCUCGGGCCAUGGACCCUGAAGCUGAGGUCCUGUUGGCAUAUGAGAUGAAUGGGCAACCUCUGCCUCGUGACCAUGGCUUCCCUGUGCGGGUGGUGGUUCCUGGUGUGGUGGGUGCCCGCCAUGUCAAAUGGGUGGGCAAGGUGAGUGUGGAACCAGAGGAAAGUUACAGUCACUGGCAGCGGCGGGAUUACAAAGGCUUCUCUCCAUCUGUGGACUGGGACACAGUAGAUUUUGACUCAGCUCCAUCUAUUCAGGAACUUCCAGUCCAGUCGGCCAUCACAGAGCCCAAGGAUGGGGAGACAGUACAAUCAGGGGAGGUGACUAUCAAGGGCUAUGCAUGGAGUGGUGGUGGGAGGGCUGUGGUCAGGGUGGAUGUGUCUCUGGAUGGGGGCCUAACCUGGCAGGUGGCUGAGCUGGAUGGAGAGGAACAGCGCCCCCGAAAGGCCUGGGCCUGGAGGCUAUGGCAGCUGCAAGCCCCUGUGCCAGCUGGGAAAAAGGAAUUGAACAUUGUUUGUAAGGCUGUAGAUGACAGCUACAAUGUGCAACCAGACACGGUGGCCCCAAUCUGGAACCUGCGAGGUGUGCUCAGCAACGCCUGGCACCGUGUCCACGUCCGUGUCACCCCAUGAGAAGGUGAAAUGGAAUUACCUACUUCCAGAGUCAUUUUCUCAACCUCUUUCCAUACCCAUCCUUUUCCCUCCUUACCACAGAAAAACCUUUCCUUUCAUCAUCACUUCUUGGAUGACAACCCUGUACUGUGCCUUCCUAAACCACACAUAGAUACACACAUUGCACAUUUCCAAGCAGGCACCAGCUCUCCCAUGACACUAUGUUACGUAACUCCUGUUGUGCCAGGAGUUGAGAGCUGCAGGAGCAGGGGGCUAGAAGGGGGGGAAAUUCUGUAAACAAGCACUCUUCUCUUCCUACCCCACCUACACUUCUAAUGUAUAUCACCAUUUUAUUUUGCUUUUCUUCUUGGGAGUCUUCAGAGAAUGUGUGUGGAUAUGUGUAAGAAAAGUGUAUGUGCAACUUUCUACUGACUUUCUGGGUUGCCAACGGUUGCGAGGGGUGAAAUCCUGCCCCUUUAUAGUUCCACUUUUCUAAAUACAUCAAUAAAGUGUUUAAGUAUACAACUCUGAA
Molecule: messenger RNA, 2254 nt
Organism: Neomonachus schauinslandi (Hawaiian monk seal)
Lineage: Eukaryota; Metazoa; Chordata; Mammalia; Carnivora; Phocidae
Gene: SUOX
Product: sulfite oxidase
Exons: 4
Coding region: 109-1743 (544 amino acids)
Cellular component (GO): mitochondrion
Molecular function (GO): oxidoreductase activity; heme binding; molybdenum ion binding
Source: RefSeq, a predicted model, not a curated record